Molecule: messenger RNA, 1886 nt
Organism: Cornus florida
Lineage: Eukaryota; Viridiplantae; Streptophyta; Magnoliopsida; Cornales; Cornaceae
Product: pheophytinase, chloroplastic
Exons: 6
Coding region: 158-1735 (525 amino acids)
Biological process (GO): chlorophyll catabolic process
Cellular component (GO): chloroplast
Molecular function (GO): pheophytinase activity
Source: RefSeq, a predicted model, not a curated record
AUUUUUCCUGGCUUUCAAAAGAGACCCAAACUUUCAAGCAACCGAGACUCUUCUCGCUCAUUCAAAUAUCUGAGACUAAAACCAGAAGUCAAAAAAUUUCACAAACUAUUAUACUCUCAUGACACUCUCUGCUCUUUAGAGAAAGCAACUUUUUGGUAUGGAAAUUCUCUCUUGUCAUUCUGCAACAUGUUGUCAUGUUCUAAAUUUGAGAGGGAAGUUGGUUGAGAAAAGCUUGAGUGUACAUCAAUCGCGGAAGUUUUCUGCGGAAAGAAAACCAAGAAAUUUACUUUUUAUAAUUGAUUCUAAGUGGGGAUCUUUGAGAUAUUCUAAUCGGAUUCAUUCUUGCCUAAAGAACGUUUCCGAUAGCCAAGCUUCUAGAUCAUUUAAUGCUCUUUAUGGCUUUCAGAAUAUUGAUUCAAGUGUUUUGAGUGAAAGCUACAAUCCUUAUGUAGUCAAUGGGGAUGAAGGUGUGAGGAAUGUUACUGAAAAGGAGGAAUUAAUAACUAAAGCCUUGAUUCCAGGUUUGCCGGAUGAACCGAAUGGUGAUUCUGGUGCUCCAAUUAGUAGUAGUUUUUGGGAAUGGAAGCCUAAACUCAAGGUUUAUUAUGAACAAUCAGGGAUUGAAAACAUAGAUUCCCCACCGGUGCUCUUUCUUCCUGGUUUUGGUGUUGGUUCCUUUCAUUAUGAGAAACAAUUGAAGGAUCUAGGCCGCGACUAUAGAGUAUUUGCACUGGAUUUUCUUGGGCAGGGCAUGUCUUUGCCAUUUGAAGAUCCCACUCCUCGGUCUAAGAAUGGAGAUGUAUCCGAAACAGACAACUUUGUCUGGGGCUUUGGAGAUGAAACCGAACCAUGGGCAAAUGAGCUUGUUUAUUCUAUUGAUUUAUGGCGGGACCAAGUUCUCCAUUUCAUAGAAGAGGUCAUUGGUGAACCAGUUUAUGUCGUGGGGAACUCACUUGGAGGAUUUGUCGCGCUCUACAUUGGAGCAUCUAACCCUCAAUUGGUGAAGGGUGUUACACUUCUUAAUGCAACACCGUUUUGGGGAUUUCUCCCUAAUCCUACAAGAUCUCCAAGACUAGCCAGGAUUUUUCCAUGGGCUGGGAGAUUUCCUCUUCCUGCCAGUGUCAGAAAGCUCACAGAAAUCGUAUGGCAGAAAAUAAGUGAUCCUAGAAGUAUAAGAGAGGUACUUAAGCAAGUUUAUGCAGAUCAUUCAACCAAGGUUGAUAAAGUCUUCUCUCGUAUACUUGAGAUAACACAACAUCCAGCAGCCGCUGCAUCAUUUGCCUCUAUGAUGUUUGCUCCUCAGGGAGAACUAUCCUUUAAGGAGGCUUUAUCUAGGUGUCAAAUGAAUAGCAUACCAAUCUGUCUCAUGUAUGGAAAAGAAGACCCUUGGGUAAAGCCUGUCUGGGGUCUUCAGGUGAAAAGGCAGCUGCCUGAAGCUCCAUAUUAUGAAAUCAGUCCUGCUGGUCACUGCCCUCAUGACGAAGUUCCCGAGGUAGUGAAUUAUUUACUGCGUGGGUGGAUCGGAAACCUAGAGUCCCAGGGUUCUGUUGUACUACCCCUGGUGGAUGACCUAGAUUGUAUUCAACAUGGCAUUGCCAAGGACUUGGAAUUUUCUAGAGAAGGAUCAAGAAAAUUGGUUAGAGUGAGGUUUUUUGGAUCCAGGUUCUCUUUUUGGAAUCUGAUAAGAUCGUUUAUGAAAUCCCGCUUCGGAGGUCCAAGAUUCAAUUCUCGAUAAUGGAGCCUACUUUGCCUUCAAUUGGCAGAAUUUAAAAUCUGAAAUGUAUAAUAUUUUUCAUGUCUUCUGAUUUGUUGAUGUAUCAAAGAUCAAUCUAAUCAUUGAAUUCAUGUUGUUGUAAAAUAUAUAGCAUUUGCUUUUGUUUUGAGCA